This is a messenger RNA of Moneuplotes crassus, 501 nucleotides long. The record is from the annotation of a GenBank genome assembly. NCBI's taxonomy places the organism in Eukaryota, Ciliophora, Spirotrichea, Euplotida, Euplotidae.
AGCCAAAUAUGGAAGAAGCAGGAUUUUAACCAAAGAAGUAAAAAAAAAUUUAACCAAAAUUUAUUCAUCAAUUAUGUUAACUCUUCCAAGCUGGUUUUCUUCAAAGAAUUGUUUAACUUUAUUUUGGGUUACUCUGCAGCCAGAGACACCUACUUUUUCAAGACUCAAUCUUAAAUCUGGAGAGCUUGCUAACCCUUGUACCAAGUUCACGAACUCGUCGAAGUUGUUCUUCCAAUCACUUCUAGCCGAGUCUCCUGAUUUGUAUAAAUCUAUUCCCUGGAUUUGGCAAUUCUUCAGAGCCUUUGACAAAUCAGGAACACUUGGGAUAGAUAGCCUGCAAUAUGCCAAUUUCAAAGUUCUCACAUGCUUGCAAGCUGCCACUAGCCUCUUGAGUUGGGGCAGGCCGAUGCUGUAAUAUCCAAAGGAAACUUGUCGAACGACUUUGGAGAUAUCUUUGGCCACUGGAUCAAAAACUGAGAGCCUUAAUUUUAUUUGGGAAUG